AUGAACAGUUUGGCUCAGCGAGCUAAGGAUCACGAAGUCGAUCCGCCAGCCACUCCCCCAGAGACCGAGAUGAGCAACUCAACCCCAAACACGGAGUUCUCUCCUCCAUACAGCCCCCAACAAAAGGUGCAGCAGAUAAUGAAGGACACCAGGGUGGCAGCGAGGAAGAAAUUGGAGCAGCUCACGCUUGAAGAGAAGCAUCUGGCAGAUGAGGCCAAGGCUAGGUCUGCCAACGUUCUCUUGGCGCCGACCGAGCGUCCGCUUCGCGAGAUCUACCUUCGCCCAUUUGAAAUCGCUGUUCGAGAGGCGAAUCCAUGGGCUCUGAUGUCUUCGUACAACCUUAUAAACGGUGUGCAUGCGGAUAUGAACAACUUCACGCUUCGGGACAUUCUUCGAGGCGAGUGGGGUUACGAUGGAACUGUUGUUUCCGACUGGGGCGGUACCAACUCUACAUCCGAGUCAAUCAUUGCGGGAUGCGAUAUUGAAUUUCCCUACUCUUCCAAGUGGCGUUUCGAUAAAGUCAUUGAAGAGAUGAAGAACGGCAAGAUUGCCAAAGAGGACAUUGACCGUGCCGCCGAGAAUGUUCUCACUUUGGUCGAACGUCUAAAGGGCGACGAUAUGUCUGCAGAGGAAGCGGAGAAAGAAGACAAUCGAGAAUCGACAAGAAAUCUCAUUCGUACCGCAGGAGCAGAGGGGCUUACCCUCCUGAAGAAUGAUGGUGCCAUCCUUCCUCUGAACCCUAAAACAACAAAGGUCGCUGUGAUAGGACCAAAUGCGAAUCGAGCAAUUGCAGGAGGUGGAGGCAGUGCCAGUCUCAACCCAUACUACAGAACCAUUCCUCUGGAGAGCAUUCGGACUGCAUCAGAGCAGGAAGUCACCUUUGCGCAAGGAUGCCAUAUCUACAAGUGGCUCCCGGUCGCGUCGCCGUACUGUACCGAGAAGUCGGGCAAGCCAGGCGUUGGCAUUGAUUGGUACGCCGGUGAUAAGUUUGAGGGAGAACCCAUCGUCAUCCAGAGACGCACCAACACAGAUCUAUUCCUCUGGGACUCUGCCCCGCUCAGCGAAAUUGGUCCUGAAUGGUCAGCCAUCGCUACCACCUAUUUAACAUCGAAGACAACCGGAAAGCAUACUGUCAGCUUCAUGAGUGUUGGGCCUGGAAAGCUGUAUGUCAACGGAAAGCUUGCCUUGGAUCUAUGGGAUUGGACCGAAGAGGGGGAGGCCAUGUUUGACGGCUCAGUGGACUAUCUGGUUGACGUCGACAUGGAGGCUGGGAAGCCGGUUGAGCUCAAGGUCGAGAUGACCAACGAACUCCGGCCCGUCGCCAAGCAGAAGCAAUUCGGCAUCACCCACAAGUACGGAGGUUGCCGGAUCGGUUUCAAGGAAGAAGAUCAGGUCGACUUCCUCCAAGAGGCAGUAGAUACCGCUAAGGCAGCAGACGUGGCUGUUGUCAUCGUCGGGCUCGACGCGGAAUGGGAAUCUGAGGGAUACGACAGACAGACAAUGGACCUUCCGUCUGACGGAAGCCAGGACAGGCUGAUUGAAGCAGUUGUCAAGGCAAACCCCCGCACUGUCGUUAUCAACCAAUCUGGCACACCAGUCGCUAUGCCGUGGGUUGACCAAGUGCCCACCAUCAUCCAAGGUUGGUAUCAGGGACAGGAGGCCGGAAACGCUCUUGCCGAUGUACUCUUUGGAUUCAAGAAUCCCAGUGGGAAGCUCCCGUCUACAUUCCCCAAGCGCAUUCAAGACACCCCUGCUUACAACAAUUGGCCCGGGGAGAACCUGAAGGUCAACUAUGGUGAAGGCCUAUACAUUGGCUACCGCCACUAUGAGCGAGCACGCAUCGAGCCUCUAUUUCCAUUUGGUCAUGGCCUUUCCUAUACCACCUUCGAGUACGGACGCCCCUCGAUCAGCACCAAGACGCUUACGUCCCGGGGAACGAUUGAGGUGGUCUUCGCGGUGAGCAAUAUCGGCUUAGUGUCUGGCUCCGAAGCCGUGCAGAUUUAUGUGCGUGAUGACAAGUCGAGGCUACCCCGUCCGGAAAAGGAGCUUGUGGCUUUCGAGAAGGUGUUCCUGGAAGCCGGGGAGACGAAGCACCUCCACAUUUACCUGGAUAAGUACGCCGUAGGCUACUAUGACACAUCCGUCCCGGGAUGGAUCGCUGAGGAGGGCACCUUCAAAGUCCUAGUUGGCGCGUCAUCUGCUGACAUCAAGUAA
This is a messenger RNA of Colletotrichum chrysophilum, 2214 nucleotides long. RefSeq lists its product as uncharacterized. The transcript has 5 exons. Lineage: Eukaryota; Fungi; Ascomycota; Sordariomycetes; Glomerellales; Glomerellaceae. Gene Ontology annotation, molecular function: beta-glucosidase activity. The coding region runs from base 1 to 2214 and encodes 737 amino acids. The record is from RefSeq and is a predicted model, not a curated record. Gene Ontology annotation, biological process: glucan catabolic process.